Molecule: messenger RNA, 521 nt
Organism: Hermetia illucens (black soldier fly)
Lineage: Eukaryota; Metazoa; Arthropoda; Insecta; Diptera; Stratiomyidae
Product: alpha-actinin, sarcomeric-like
Exons: 1
Coding region: 174-521 (115 amino acids)
Source: RefSeq, a predicted model, not a curated record
ACGUAUUCUUGAAAAGAUCGACAUCCUUCACUUGGAAUUCGCCAAGCGUGCCGCUCCAUUCAAUAACUGGCUGGAUGGAAUAAGUGAAGGUUUAGCGUCUCUUAUUUAAACACACGUUGGGCUUAGGGACCAUAUGAAGCGGAGAGGAUCAACAACUCUUUGAUGCAGAUACCAUGUUUCAUCAAAUUUUCAAACUCUCUCCGAUGUACCGCCACGAAGGUUUUGUUGAUAUGUUCAUUUUUCACAUGAAGGAAGAAAUCCAAGGUUUGAUUCAAGCUCACGACCAAUUCAAGGCAACAUUAGGAGAAGCCGAUAAGGAAUUCAACCUGAUUGUUGGACUUGUUCGCGAAGUUGGAUCAAUUGCUAAGCAACACCAAAUCCAUGGGGGUCUAGAGAAUUCCUACACAACGGUUACUGCUAACGAUUUGACUGGUAAAUGGGAAGACGUCCGUCAACUGGUACCACAACGUGAUCAGACAUUGGGCAAUGAACAACAAAACAAUGAAAUGUUACGUCCUUAA